Messenger RNA from Patiria miniata (bat star), 2108 nucleotides. It is a transcript of the gene sav1, whose product is annotated as protein salvador homolog 1-like. Bases 189 to 1226 code for a protein of 345 amino acids. NCBI's taxonomy places the organism in Eukaryota, Metazoa, Echinodermata, Asteroidea, Valvatida, Asterinidae. The transcript is spliced from 8 exons. Gene Ontology annotation, biological process: regulation of cell population proliferation; hippo signaling; apoptotic process. The record is from RefSeq and is a predicted model, not a curated record. Gene Ontology annotation, molecular function: protein binding; molecular adaptor activity.
CAGACCAUUUAAAACUAGGCAUGUAGCCUGCGAAUUCCAUUCUGGGACACCACUUACCUGCCGCCAAACACAUCAAUUUUUGGAAAGAAUGUUGCAACCUGACACUGCUUUAUCAUCUCAUGUAAAGAAAUAAACAGAGAGGACACCAACAAAUAUAGACCCUCAUCUACUUGACCGGGAAGGCCAAGAUGCUGCUCUCUCGAAAGAAGGACUCUUCCAAGCCUUUGACUUCAGAGGGUAUCGCCGGCAAAUACACCAAGCGAGAAUCAUCCCCCAUUCUGCAAAGUUAUAUAUCUCCAGUGGUACGUCAUGGGCCAGCCAAGAGCCGUCGUCGCACCCCUCCAAGCUCCGCACAGCACCCCAGCACAGCACACGAAGCACAGAGCGUCAGUGCUGGGCGUUACAGUCGCUCACCCAACGCUUCAGUACAGAGUCUUGCCUCGACAGGCGCAGAACCCGGUGUGUCAGCAUACAGCAGUCGCUACACACCUUCAUUGGCUGCGCAACCAUCUCGGGGGCAGUAUGUACAAGACAUGGUGCCAGUCAGUUCAUCAAUAGGAAACUUGAGGCAUCCGCCCCCUCCAGGAGGCAACUUGGCCCUUCCCCUCCCCCCAGGGUGGACGGUUGAUCAAACAAUGAGAGGACGCAUCUUUUUUAUAGACCAUAAUACCCAAACAACUCACUGGAGUCACCCAAUGGAGAAGGAAGGACUGCCGGCCGGCUGGGAGAAAGUUGAAUCCCCGGAGCAUGGUGUUUACUACAUCAAUCACAUUUCUAAGAUGGCCCAGUACCACCAUCCAAGUGCAAGAAACAUGCCCCGCUACGAGCCUCCCCCUCCAGCGCCCAAGCAAUUACCCAUCGCCUACCCCCAUAGGGGAGCAGGGGGCCACCCUCAUGCACCCGGCACUGAGCACUCCGGGGGCCAACAUGUGUGGGUUCCACCAAACCCCUAUCUCUACACAGAAAUCCCCAAGUGGCUGGACGUGUACUACAAGGCCUCGUCAGAGCACGACCACAAGCUGAAGUGGGACCUGUUCCGCCUUCAGGAGCUAGACGCCUACCAGGGGAUGCUGUCCCGACUCUACAAGAAGGACCUGGAAGACGUGGUGAUGGACUACGAGGCCUACAGGCAAGCGCUGCUGAGGGAGAUGGAGCGACGGCUGCUGUACUCCAAACAGAUGCAGCAGCAGGCAUUGCAGCAACAGAACAAGGAGACCAAGGUUUGAUUGGUAUGCGCAGUGCUGUAGUCGGGUCCUUUGUCCAGGUCUUGCAAUAAAUAAUAUGAAAUAAAUAAUAAGUAAAUUUGGUGGACUAACAUCCUUACUCGCAGCAGAAUCUGAAUUGCGAAGGAUGCAGCUACAAAGGCGCAUUAGGCAGCCGCCAUACGACCCAUGUCUGACUACGGAGCACAGCCAGAGAUCGAAAGUGUUGAUUUUUGCAGAGGGAGGAAAACCGGAGAACCUGGAGAAAAACCCUCGUGGCACGGGAGAGAAUCAACGAACAACUCUACUCGCAUAUGACCUGAGCCUAAAAUCGAACCCGGUCCACAGUGGUGAGAGGCGAGCGCUUUACACAAUGUGCCUCCCAUGUCACGCACAGUUGAUGUAGAAGGACUAAGCCUGGAAAUGAGAUAUGAGUACUUGGUUGAUAUUUACGGGUGAAGUUCGGUACAUACUUCUCACAAAAGCGAAAGCGAUAAAAAGGGAAGCAAAGCAAAUCAAAUCAAAUUUCAUGACGCAAAAUUCAUUGAAAAUCCAUUGUGAUAUUCACCAUUACCCUAACAAAUUGACAUCGAGGUUGUUGGUAAUUGGGAAAAAGGUUUGCCAAAAUGUCUAAAUAUUCACAUAAGGACUCUGACUCGUGUCCCAGCCUAAUUCCUUUUGUAAUUUUGUUGUUGACAUUUUCCAUACCUGUGUCAUCAGUUGUGUGUUAAAAUGCCAAGACAUGUAUUCCUACUCCUUCAGAUCAACCAGUCAACAUACAUUUGUACAUAUGUAGCUGUAGCAUUUAGUAUUGAAUGCUACUAUAUGGGCUCAGUGUGCCAACGAAAGAGGGCGCCCUUUUACCUAGCAACGACGUCCCAUGGGUGGGACAUUUAGCUGGUUGAC